UUGUGAUUUCAUUGGAUGUCUCGGCUGUCAAUUCUCAGUGCUGCCAGCAAGGUUGCUGGUCGUGGCAGCACGACAGACUGGCACGUAGCAACAAAAACUUUUACCCGUGCCUCACUCACCUCUUGUUGUUCACACGUAGCGUCUCAGGAGAUCAGCAUGUCACCGUGGAUUAAACAGGUUUGCCUUGUUCUUGCGGCAGUGUUCAUGUUGUCCAGUACAACAGAGUCAAAGAAGGAUGAAGCAUUGUACUGUUCAGCCUGCAUGGCGAUUGCAGAGGAGAUGAACUAUUCAAUCAGUCAAACUGAUCCAAAAAAGACGAUUCAUGUUGGUGGAUUCAGACUUAAACCCGAUGGAAGUCUUGCAGACAAAAAGGUUCCUCUGGCUAGGUCUGAGACUUACUUAACUGAACUGCUGGAAGAAGUUUGCAAAAGCAUGAGCGAUUAUGCUCUCUAUGAGGACCCGGACACCAAAGAAAAGAGCUACAAGAGAUUUGCACCAAGAGGAAAUGAUGGCGUGAAUUUUCCCGAUUUCAAAAAUUUUAAGUUUGAUGGACCAGAGAGUUCCAGUGCCUUGAAGUUUGCUUGUGAAAGCAUUGCGGAAGAGUUGGAAGAUGAUAUCAUCUCCCUCUUUGCCAGUGAGGCAGACCAUGUGGCUAAGACGUUGUGCAGUGAAGUAUCAGGUCACUGUAAGAGCUCAGUUUUCCAGCACAGCGAACUUUAGUUCCGGAUUAGCAUCUGCUGAAGAACACACAAAAACCCGGACCAAAAUUAAGACAUCAAAUAUUUUCCUAAAGUAUGUUAUUGUUUAGAAUUUUUUUAGUAACUUCAAAAUUAUGACAUUCAUAAAGUGCAUUACAACUGAUUCCACUGUUGAUUAGUGGGCACACUCUUCCUGUAUUACCUACAUGUAUAAAAAAUAUGUGUGUGUAUAUAUAUACCUGAUUUUAUUCCGAUGAGUUCAUUUUAACCUCAAUUUAGUUUCAUGGCAUUAACUAUGGUAUUACCAAUGUUAUUUAUGAAACGUUUACCCGUGAUGAAAGAAAAUAAAAUACUUCAAAUAUA
Molecule: messenger RNA, 1061 nt
Organism: Onychostoma macrolepis
Lineage: Eukaryota; Metazoa; Chordata; Actinopteri; Cypriniformes; Cyprinidae
Gene: cnpy1
Product: canopy FGF signaling regulator 1
Exons: 7
Coding region: 16-720 (234 amino acids)
Cellular component (GO): endoplasmic reticulum
Source: RefSeq, a predicted model, not a curated record